This is a messenger RNA of Cryptomeria japonica (Japanese cedar), 1127 nucleotides long. RefSeq lists its product as uncharacterized. Bases 183 to 881 code for a protein of 232 amino acids. NCBI's taxonomy places the organism in Eukaryota, Viridiplantae, Streptophyta, Pinopsida, Cupressales, Cupressaceae. Gene Ontology annotation, cellular component: chloroplast thylakoid membrane; thylakoid. The transcript has 5 exons. The record is from RefSeq and is a predicted model, not a curated record.
AGCCACCACAACACCUUGAUAUUAUUUUGGAAAAGCCGCCUCCUCAAACAAUUUACGAGCCCCACUUCCACAGGAUCAUCUCCUAAAAUAGCCAGGUAGGGUGGGAGAAAGCUUCCCCUUUCAGGCGAACUGCAUUCAUAACUUCAAACGCCUCACUUCUGUAGAUUAAACCAGCAAUAGCAAUGGCUUCUUGUUCAACUUCCACACCAGUUUGUUACUUUCCUCCAUCUUCAGUGGGAGCAACUGCAAGAACAAGACCAGCUGUCCAGUCCGCCUCCAUUUCACUGCAGGGGAGGUCGUAUAAAAAGGGCCUUUCACUUUCUAUAAUGCCCACUCGGUUGUUUUCCCCAAAACCAGGGUUUGCUUAUUUGGUUGCCAGAGCAGCAACAUCAAAAGAAACUUCGACCGAUGUAUCAAACAAGCUUGAAGAAUUGCCUGUAAGAGAGGAAUUACCUGAAGAAAAUUCAUUGAAUGCAUCAAAACAGCUCGAAGAAUUGCCUGUAAGAGAGGAAUUACCUGAAGAAAAUUCAUCGAAUUUAUCAAAACAGUUUGAGGUUUUGUCUGUAGGAGAAGUACAGGAAGACAAUUCAUCUGAUGUAACUGAGCAGUUUGAUAACAUAUUUAUCGACUUAAAGAGAAAGUUUGAUUCAAUUGAGGACAAGCCAACAGUUUUAAUCUACGGAGGUGCUGCUGUGGUGGCUUUAUUGGUCACAACAGCUGUUGUUGAUGCAAUCGAAUCCGUUCCUUUGUUCCCAAAAGCUAUGGAGUUUGUCGGCUUUGGCUACACAGUUUGGUUUGUGUACCGUUAUCUGCUUUUUAAGAAGAGCAGAGAGGAACUAGCAGCUACUAUCGAGGAGCUCAAACAAAAAAUUACAGGGUGACAAGAAAGUUUAUACCGUUGGAAUCCAUGUUUGCUUCUAAUCUAAUAUUUAAACUUAUUGAUCUUCUUUUCAUCACUAUGUGCCAUGGUUUUGUGUUGUGUUCUUGUAUGAGUACUUAGGAAUUCUGUUGCUGCUACUGUGUGUAAAUAUAUACGUUAUAUAUUGAUGGCCUAGUUAAAAUAUUGAAAGGAAAAAAGUUGAUUUUUCAUGGAAGACCAUGUAAUUGAUGUCCUCUAAUUUUCACAA